AUGCCUUCCGCCACUAUGACCUUACCGUCUGAACCGACGACAAUGUUCUUCUAUCUGGAAGUGAAAGAUGGUGGUAUCAUACAGACAUAUCCGGGUACUGCAUUUGAGAAGCGCAGAAAGCAUGUGCUUCAUGAUGUCACCAUCAACGAUAUGCGUUCCAUUCGUGAAGACUUCAAUGUCAAUAACGCUGGAUUUGAGUUGGUUGAGCACAAAACUGGGGUGAAGGACUUCGGGAGUAACGAAGAAAUUGAGAAGGUCUAUUAUCCUGAAUGCAAAGAAUUGAUCAAGAAAGUGUCUGGCGCAUCGGAGGUGCACAUCGUCUCGCACAUGUGCCGUAAGUCCACGUUCGCCGAAGCACAAGAAGAUGCCAAAGUCAAGUCGGAUACGGAUUUCGUGACGAAGAACAACCCUGCUCGAUUUGUCCACGUUGAUCAGUCAUAUCGUGGUGCAGAACAGAUCAUGUAUCUCAAUUUACCAGAAGAAGAAGUAGAGCGAAGGUUGAAAAAGCGCUGGGCCAUCAUGAAUGUAUGGCAGCCCAUCAACAAGCCAGUCAAGAAAGACCCAUUGGCUUUCUGUGACUACCGCUCCAUCGACGAGAAUGAUUUUCGCACGGUCAUUGCAAACUUGCCGCCUCCAGGAGCAGGUGAAUAUGGCAAUGUGUCAAAGAACCUGCCUCACAAAAAGAAGGUAGCAGAGUAUUCGUCCAAUGGGGAAAGAUCAGCAGUGUACGAGGUUACGAACAUGGCUCACAAUCCAAGUCAAAAGUGGUAUUAUGCAAGCGAUAUGACACCAGAGGAGGCGUGGGUAUUCAAGAUUUUCGACUCGAAAAAGGAUGGUCGUGCGAGGUGUGCUGUUCAUUCUUCGUUCCCGUUGAAGGGACAAGAUGACCACUCUGAUCCAAGGACUAGUAUUGAGCUUCGUGCUUUUGUCUUUUGGGACGAUGAAGAGACAGAAUAG
Messenger RNA from Mollisia scopiformis, 957 nucleotides. RefSeq lists its product as uncharacterized. The transcript is spliced from 3 exons. The coding region runs from base 1 to 957 and encodes 318 amino acids. The record is from RefSeq and is a predicted model, not a curated record. Gene Ontology annotation, molecular function: oxidoreductase activity. NCBI's taxonomy places the organism in Eukaryota, Fungi, Ascomycota, Leotiomycetes, Helotiales, Mollisiaceae.